AUGAAAUCUACAGAUAUAUCUCUGUCCCUCUCUAUUUGUCUAUUUCUCUCUCUCUCUAUCUCUGUCUUUCUGUCUGUCUCUCUCGCUGUUUUUCUGUCUAUCUGUCUGUCUCUCUAUGUGUCUGUGUGUAUUUUUUGUGUUUCUGCCUUCCUCUUUGUCUCACUGUCUGUCUGUCUGUCUGUCUGUCUCUCUCUGUCGUUUCCCACCCCCCUCUCUCUCCCUCUUUCUCUCUCUCUGUCUAUUUCUCCCAGUCUGUCUCUGCCGGUCUGUCUGUCUGUCUCUCUCUCUCUCUCUCUCUUUCUGUCUAUCUCUGUGUCUUUCUCUGUCUGCCUUUCUAUUUCUCUCUGUCUGUUUCUCUCUGUCUGUUUCUCUCUAUCUAUUUGUCUGACUCUCCCUGUAUUUCUCUCUCUCUCUCUCUCUCUCUGUGUCUUACUCUGUCUGUCUUUCUCUCGAUAUAUCCAUCUUUGUUUCUCUCUGUUUGUUUCUCUGUCUGUCUGUCUGCCUUUCUCUCUCUCUCUUUCUGUCUGUCUGUCUCUCUGGGUGUUUUCUGUCUGUCUCUCUGUCUGUCUGUCUCUGUAUCUGUCUGUCUCUCAGUUUUUCUGUCUGUAUGUCUCUCUCACUCUCUCUGUGUCUGUCCAUCUAUCUCUGUCGCUCUCUCUUUCUGUCUUUCUCUUUGUCUCUGUCUGUCUGUCACUGUCUCUCUGUUUUUCUGUCUGUCUGUCUACCGCUCUCUGUAUUCUGUCUGUCUGCGUGUCUGUUUAUCUCUGUCUGUCUGUCUGUCCCUCUCUCUCUCUCUGUUUUUCUGUCUGUCUCUCUGUCUAUCUCUGUCUGUCUUAUUUGUCUAUCUGUCUCUCUGUCUCUCUCAGUUUUUUCUGCCUGUCUGUCUGUCCGUCUAUCUCUGCUGCUCUCGCUUUCUGUCUUUCUCUUUGUCUCUCUCUCUCUGUCUGUCACUGUCUCUCUCUGUUUUUCUGUCUGUCUGUCUCUGUUUUUCUAUCUGUCUGUCUCUGUGUGUGUCUCUCUCUCUUUUUCCCUCUCUCGUUCUCUCUCUCUUUUUCCCUCUCUCUUUCUCUCUCUCUCUCUCUCUCUCUUUACAAUCAUCAGAUUUAG
Acanthosepion pharaonis is the source of this 1107-nucleotide messenger RNA. The record is from the annotation of a GenBank genome assembly. Lineage: Eukaryota; Metazoa; Mollusca; Cephalopoda; Sepiida; Sepiidae.